This is a messenger RNA of Varanus komodoensis (Komodo dragon), 3351 nucleotides long. Its product is annotated as zinc finger protein 808-like. The coding region runs from base 55 to 3351 and encodes 1098 amino acids. Gene Ontology annotation, cellular component: nucleus. Lineage: Eukaryota; Metazoa; Chordata; Lepidosauria; Squamata; Varanidae. The transcript is spliced from 3 exons. Gene Ontology annotation, molecular function: RNA polymerase II cis-regulatory region sequence-specific DNA binding; DNA-binding transcription activator activity, RNA polymerase II-specific. The record is from RefSeq and is a predicted model, not a curated record. Gene Ontology annotation, biological process: regulation of transcription by RNA polymerase II.
UUCCUAUUCGGCCUCGUUAUCGUAUCUCGCGGGGUCUGUCGAGGUGAAUUAAUCAUGGCGGAAGCAGAGCGAUGCGUUUCCCCGCCGAGCCUGGAAGAACCUGAAAUAUUUGAAAUUGAGCUCCCUAUUACUAUCUUUGAAUUGAGUGAUGAUGAGUUUUUGGAAGGUGAAGCUGAGGAGCAUACAGCUUUGAGUGAAGAUGGGUCUCUAAAAAGCCAGUUAAAAGGAGAUGGAAUGGUGAAAAGUGAAGAGGAAGAACAGUUAAAUGGUGUUGACUUUAAGAGGAAUUGUGGAGAAGAACAGAUAAAUCGAGUUGCAGAAAGUAAAGAUGUUGGUAAUGGAAUGCCUUUACCAUGUGAAAAUCUAAAUUCAGUCCAAAUGGUCUCAUUGCUGAAUGCACUGGAUAAAGUUAAGCAUAAUCAAAACUGGAUAAUGAGCAUUUUAGACCACAAGAUAUAUAAUGGGAUUGAAAGUGAAUGUGUAAAACUAAGUCAAGCUGAAAGUGAUCACAACUAUUGCAAAAGGAUGAUACCUUCACAUUUGAACAUCCAGAAUAAAGGAGGGAAUCAUGUAGCAGAAGAACUCACACAGAUGGUUUUAUCAGUUGACCAGGGAACAGAACUGGCUGUAAAUAAAUUAUUUCAAGAGACUGUGCCAGCGCCUCCUUGCACGCACAGGGAUGCUAAUGCUGAAGGUGCUGCCCCUUUGGAGACAGGAUUUAAUGAAACUGGCAACAGAUCUUGGAAGAGUGAUGGACCCGAGGAUAACAUGUUCCUAGGUUGCAAACUGGAAGAGCAUCAAGAUGAAAAUGAGAAAUGUGCCUCACUUUGUAGUACCGGUGAUUGUUCCCUGGAAGAUUUUUCAGAAGAUGCUGGGAGCGCAACAACACACAAUUGUGCUGAUCCUGAGCCAGAUGCUGGCGGACAUUGUAUUCCGCUCUUGGUAGCUGAUUGUUCUGCAGAGCACUAUAUGCAAGAAAACCUUGAUGCCUCUAGUGAGAGUACAGAAUGUGGCCAACAGCUGCAGGUAGAGCAAUCAAAAGAGGAAUUGCUACUGACUUAUAAGCCCAAGAUCAAUACUCCACUGAUCUCAGCCCCAAAAAUGCAUACCAAAACAAGGGAGGCUUGGAAAUGCUUGUUUUGUAACUUGAGGCAUAUGUCCUUGGUAUGUUUAAGAAAACACAUUCACGCUACUCAUAUGAAUAAAAAAAAUCACAAAGGUAAGUUUUGCCACAGAACAUAUUUCUUAUCUACCAAUCUUAAACGCCACUGUAUGUUCCACAUGAAAAUGUUAUUGUUAAGAAAGAGAGAGGAAAGUAAAAAUACUGGAGAAAGUAGAAGGAACAAGGAUAAACUAGCUAUGAAGACCUCACCCAAGAAUCAAAAGGAAAGUAAGUAUGAGAAAUUCUUUACUGAAAUGAAAAGGGAACUAAAGCCUUCAAAGAGCUUCUGUUGCUCAGUAUGUUCCUUUGCUUCCCAAAAUCCAAAAAGUUUUACACACCACAUGAAGAAGCAUCAUGAUGGACCACCUUAUCAGUGCCCGCGGUGUGACUAUUCCUCUGAUAACCAUUCCAAUGUGCUUAAGCACUUGUACUGGCAUGCUGGCUAUAAGCUGUACAAAUGCACCUUCUGUGCUUUUUUGUCCCAGCAUUUUAGCAGCAUGGUAAAACACAGCUUCCUCCAUUCAGGUGCCAAGCCCUAUUGGUGUGCUGUCUGUGAGCUGCGCUUCACAAGCGCAAGUAGCUUAAAUAAACACGUGGACUCACAUAGCCAAACACAGCAGAGCAGUAGUUUGCCUAUUGCUUGGGAGGAGAGACAGAAUUCUCAGAGGAAAUAUGUGUGUAAGCAGUGCAGCAAAGUCUUUUACACAAAGAAACAUCUCCAGGGUCAUUGGAAAUACCACUCACAAGUUCAGAACAAUGAUAACACAUCUAAAGCUAUCUGUGUUGAAGAGUGUGAGCAGACCAGCCAUUUGCAAAAGACUCAGGCUCUGUGUGAUUUUGAUAAUCGGAAAGCAGUAAGCCUUUCUCAGUCAAAUGAACUGUUCAUGCCAGCAGCAGAAUGUGAGCAAGAAGAUGGCUCCCAAGAAGAGGUACACCCACAGAAAGACUACUGCCGAAGCAAUUCAGGGAGUGAGAUGUCGGAUGUUUUCCCAAGCACGUAUGUUUGUGAUCAUUGUAACAUUGUGUUUCGGAAAGAAGAACUCUUGAGGUACCAUAAGGGUAUUCACGUACAGGUUCAACCAAGUGAGAACAGUAGUAAAAACCAGGACUAUGGGGCAAAUGGUCGGCACCCUUCUUGUGGACCAGCUCUUAGACUCUUCAAAUGCCACCAAUGUUCUUAUAUCACUAGUGCCUUCAGCAAUUUGCGAAUACACUUUAGUGUCCACACUGGUGAAAAACCGUAUAAGUGUCAAGAGUGUGACAAGUCCUUUCGAAACUCCAGCCACCUAAAACGGCAUAGCUUGUCACACUUACAGAAGCAUCACAAAUGCAGCCAAUGCCUUUUCAUAGGAGUGACUGCAGAAGACCUUAAGUUCCAUAAAGAAACGUGCAAAGGUAAGGGUGCAGCAAGAAAAAGACUUCAUUCAUCCACUUCAAGCUGUGAAAACUCAGAGAAGCAAAUGAAUAUGUCUAAAGAAAAAGGAAGCAAAAGCACAGUCAUGUCUCAUAAAAGCCAUCCACAAGCCUAUAAGUGUGAGCACUGUGAUUAUACCACCUACAUAUUGGGCAGGCUGAAGUGUCACACAAGAAUACACACAGGAGAAAGGCCAUAUUGUUGUGCUAUUUGUAAAAAAGCUUUUUUUACAUCAAGUCACCUGAAACGUCACAUGCUUGUGCAUGAGAACCUGGACUUCCUCAGGUGUGGCAGCUGUGACUUUUCAACUGGCAACUGGCAGUCAUUUAAACAACACUUGGCUUCACACACAGAUAAGCAGCCUCCACCUAGUGGCCAUUCUCAAAAGCAGCCUUCCUCCUUGCCUGUGAAAAUAUUUAAGUGUGAAGAGUGUGACUACAAAACUAUCCGUAAAGGAAACUUGAAGAUACACUUUCAGAUCCACACUGGUGAAAAGCCACAUAAAUGUUCUCACUGCAGCCUUGCUUUCCGUACAUCUAGCCAUUUAAACCGCCAUGUUUUAACUCACUUAAAGUGCAACAAAUGUAUGUUUUCUGCCACAAGCAAGCAUGCUCUGCAGAAGCAUGCACAAACUCAUAAGAAGAAAAGAGUUAAGAGGCAGAAAAAGACAUGUGCGGUAAAACAACUGACAAAUGAACUUAGUGUAGAAGUGCAAAGUCUCAACACCAUACCUUUAAAAGGUGCAUCAAAAAAAUACACGAGAACAAAAAAGUAA